This is a messenger RNA of Nannospalax galili (Upper Galilee mountains blind mole rat), 2699 nucleotides long. RefSeq lists its product as uncharacterized. Gene Ontology annotation, biological process: proteolysis; DNA integration; virion assembly. The transcript has a single exon. Lineage: Eukaryota; Metazoa; Chordata; Mammalia; Rodentia; Spalacidae. Gene Ontology annotation, molecular function: zinc ion binding; nucleic acid binding; aspartic-type endopeptidase activity. The record is from RefSeq and is a predicted model, not a curated record.
UGUUUCUGUUGUUUGUCUGUUUCAUUGUGAUUUUAGAAUACCCCAAAAUGGGACAACAACUAACCACCCCCCUGAGUUUAACUCUAGAUCACUGGAAAGAAGUUAAGAGCCAAGCUCACAAUCAAUCUGUGGAAAUUAAGAAGCACCAAUGGAUAACCUUUUGUUCCUCUGAGUGGCCAAUGUUUAAUGUUGGUUGGCCUCGGGAUGGGACAUUUGAUUCUGAUGUUAUUUUGCAGGUUAAAGCUAAAAUCUUCUCCCCUGGACUAACGGGGCAUCCGAACCAAGUGGCUUACAUAGUCACUUGGGAAAACCUUUCCCUGGACCCACCACCGUGGGUGACUCCUUUUCUCAGUCCUUCACAAAGAACCCCCCUCCCUUCUGCCCCUAACCCGGACCCUCCAACGUUCUCCUUGUAUCCUGUGGUGGUGAAACCUAAACCUGUUCUACCCCCUGAUGAGAGUGUUCCUGCUGAUCUGCUGAGUGAGAAUCCCCCUCCCUACCACCCUCCUCCGCAGGCCACUGUGGCUGUUCCAGACGACGCCCAAGCAGAAGGACCGGAGGUCGCCCCCUCCCCCAUCGCGGGGUGACUCAGAGACAGGAGAGGACAGGGAGAUUCCUCACACAUCCUUCCCCUCCGACUCGCAGGAGGGGAAGGAAACCAGUUACAGUACUGGCCCUUCUCCGCUUCAGACCUGUAUAACUGGAAAACUCAUAACCCGUCCUUUUCCCAAGACCCGCAGGCUCUAACAGCCUUGAUAGAAUCUAUCCUCCUUACCCACCAACCCACGUGGGACGAUUGCCAGCAGCUCCUGCAGGUCCUCCUAACUACGGAGGAAAAGCAGAGAGUCAUUCUUGAAGCCCGAAAGCAUGUCCCAGAGGCAGACGGGAGACCAACCCAACUACCAAACGAGAUCGAGACUGCCUUUCCCCUCACCAGACCUGCUUGGGAUUUCAACACGGCUGAAGGUAGGGAACACCUACGUCUUUAUUGCCAGGUGCUUGUAGCAGGCCUCCAAGGGGCAGGGAGAUGCCCCACCAAUUUGGCCAAGGUAAGGUCAGUGACACAGGGAGCAGACGAGCCGCCCACUGUGUUUCUAGAAAGACUUAAAGAGGCAUAUCGGAGGUACACUCCCUUUGAUCCAGACAGCCCCGAUCAGGAAGUAAGUGUUUCCAUGUCUUUCAUAUGGCAAUCAGCUCCUGAUAUUAGGAGUAAACUCCAAAGAAUGGAGAAUUUACAGGGGCAAGGUCUUAGGGACCUCUUAAGGGAGGCAGAGAGGAUCUUUAACAAAAGGGAAACACCAGAGGAGAAAGAAGAAAGACAAAAAAGAGAGGCAGAAGAUAGAGAGGCAGUGAGAGAUCGAAAGCGAAAUAAAGAAUUAAGUAGAAUCCUGGCCACAGUAGUGAGAAAAGAAAAUGAAGUCAGAAUAGAAAGGGGGGGAGAUCGAGGGCGUGUCUGGUUAGAAAAAGACCAGUGCGCCUACUGCAAGGAAAGAGGACACUGGGUAAAGAACUGCCCCAAGAAAAAGAAAAAACAGCAAGAAGAAAAAGCUGAGAUCCUCAACCUCGAUUAGGGAGGUCGGGGCCAGGAACCCCCACCUGAGCCCAGGGUAACUCUUCAUGUGGGGGGACAGCCAGUCACCUUCAUGGUAGACACUGGGGCGCAACAUUCCGUCCUCACCCAAACGACUGGCCCGCUUAGUAAAAAGACAAUAUGGGUAGAAGGGGCUACUGGAGCAAAGCGUUACUGCUGGACUACAGGCCGGAAAGUCCAGCUCGCCUCAGGGACCGUGACUCAUACCUUUUUACAUGUACCAGACUGUCCCUACCCUUUGUUAGGAAGAGAUCUACUAACCAAGCUUGGAGCACACAUUUAUUUUGAAAGAAAAGGGGCUAGAAUCACAGAUUCCACAGGAGCACCGAUACAGGUACUUACCCUCCGACUAGAAGAUGAAUAUGAAAAGCUGGGGUAUGCGAAGGGGGUCCUGACUCAAAAAUUUGGGCCGUGGAGACGCCCCGUAGCUUACUUAUCAAAGACACUAGACCCAGUGGCUGCCGGCUGGCCACCUUGUCUGAGGAUGGUGGCUGCCCUGGCAGUCCUGGUCAAAGAUGCUUCCAAGUUGACUAUGGGUCAGCCCCUAUGCAUACGGUCCCCCCACGCUCUCGAGUCUCUCAUCAAACAGCCCCCGGACCGAUGGCUCUCGAAUGCCCGGAUGACUCAUUAUCAGGCCUUGCUCCUGGACACUGACCGCAUUCAGUUCGGACUCCCCGUCGCCCUCAACCCCGCGACAUUGCUACCCUCUGCAGAAGAACCCAACUCCCAGGCUGACCAUGACUGCCAUCGUGUCCUGGCUGAGGUUUUUGGCACUCGACCAGACCUCAGCGAUCAACCUAUAGAGGGAGCAGAUUACACCUGGUACACGGAUGGAAGCAGUUUCCUUUCAGAGGGUAAGCGCUGGGCAGGGGCAGCGGUCACCUCGGACAACAAAGUGAUAUGGGCAGAACCCUUACCAGAGGGGACAUCCGCGCAAAAGGCUGAGCUAGUGCCCCUGACGCAGGCCCUGCGACUGGCAGAAGGUAAGAGGUUGAAUGUAUAUACUGAUAGCCGAUAUGCCUUCACCACUGCGCACAUCCACGGGGAGAUUUAUAAAAGAAGGGGGCUCCUUACUUCAGGAGGAAAAGAAAUAAAAAAACAAAGCUGA